GACGCUUACAUACUCCAGAAUCAAAUGCGGGUCUCGAUCUUCCAAGAAGACGAAUGUUCUUCUAUUUCCCUGAUUCCAAAUCCAGAAACUUACGCACAGAUCAAUACUCUGUGUUUGCAACGAGGACUGACAGAUUGGGACUGGGACUGUGACGUCUACACAUUGCAAGGUCAAUCAAUGCCUUCAGUGCUGCUGUAUAGGAGGGAGUAAGCAACUCAGGUUUCGACUCGUUUCCAUUUCACUCUGGUAGGAAGAGUGAAAUGGCUGAACUCCAACGCAAAGUGGGGCCGUUCAUAUGGACUUCGAUAGCUGCAGCCCUCGUUUUCAUGGGCGUGUACUACAUGCGUCUCGAUUUCGCAUUCAUCGACGGGGACGCGGCCUACGAGAAAGAAUACAAGACGGACACCAUCGCUUACCAGAAAUCGAACGGGGAGACGGGCACACUCCGAGACUGGACGUCGGAAGGGAAGACAGAAGACUCGGAAUCUGAUGCAGGUCCGGUUUCAGACGAGCUGCUGAUUGCAGUCAUCCAUCGAUAUCUGGACGAAGGGGCGGAGGAUAAGAAUAAGUCGCCGAGGCGGCAAAGAUCGUGGCUGCGCAGGAGGUCGGAAACACGAGGACUCGACGCUUCUGCCAAGGAAUCACUGAAGAGGGCUCUCGAGGAUCUGCAAAAGCUGCAAGAGGCUCAUGCGCCGCCGGUCCGGCCCGAGGCCGAGGGCAGGGGAGAGUGGCUGGCGGCAGACGAAGAUGGCGCCGAGGUCGGAGAGUUCAAGUUCAGAGAGUAUGGCGAGCUGAAUCUGCGACGGCUGGUCGUGUUCAGCGCGUACCGAUCGUCGCCGACGGAAUUCACAGUGGUCACUCUGAGCCCCAGCGUGCUGCAGGCGGCGGGCGGGCCUGUGCACGACGCCUGCGCCUGGCUGCCGGAUGGCAGCACCACGUCGCCGGGCCGCUUCUCGUCACUGCUCGAGAUGAACUCGACGGGGCGCAUGCCGGACCCGAGGGGCACCCCGAUCCUUCGCUACGUGCAGGACACGCACGGGCGGCCCUACGACACAUUGGUCAUCCGCUGCGCCUUCCCGGAGGCAGUGGGCGCCGACGGAUCGGGCGGCUUCCUCUACCUCAAUGUCUCGUACGAGCUGGUGCCCGUCUUCCACGAGAGGCGUCGGCAGCUCGAGGCCGCAGCUUACGAGGAUGGCGCUAGGUUUCGGCACCAGUAUGCCUACUGCUCGGCUCCGGUGUGGACGAAUUUGAGCUCGGCGCACGUGAAGCAAUGGUUUAUGUAUCAUCACACGCUGACCGGGGGCGACAUCCACUACUUCGUGUACGACAACGUGGGGAUCGACGAGGCGACGAUGGCCGUGCUGCGGCCUCUGAUCGAGGCCGGCUCGUUGACGCUCAUCAACAUGCACCGAGAGCGGGACUUCGACACCUGGUACCACACGCAGACUCUGGCCAUCAACGACUGCCUGAACCGAGCGAGGGUCGUGGCCAAAUGGGCCAUCUUCUGGGACUUCGACGAGUACCUACACUUAGCGCCGCCGCUCAGCCUCGCCGCGCUGCUGGCGCAAGUCGAAGCGCAGGGAGCGCCAUGGGUGUCGUUCGGCAACAUGUGGUACAGUCGCAUGUACUGCGCCCCAGAGUCGGAGUCGGCCGAGCGCGAGAGCGAGUGGGCGGUUGAGAGGAUGCUGUACAGGCUCGAGGGGCCAGUGUGCGGGAUCGAGAAUAUGAGCCAUGUCUGCGAGGGCGAGAUGGGGCACCGCAAGUGGAUCGCCAAUCCGAGGCAGGUGAAGGUCGGGGCCAUCCACCGAGCGCUGGAGGUGGCGGGGGGGACCGGCGUGACUCUGGCCACCGAGGUCGCCCGGAUCAAUCACUACAGCGGACUCGUUGCUCCGAAUUCUGCUGAAAUCGACUGCCUCAUAAUCAAAGACCCCGUCGAGGUCAAUGACUCGAAAGUGGACGGAUGGUGGAUCAAGGACGCCGAGCUCGCCACCUUCGCUGCAUCGUUGAAAUUCCCUGCGCAGCUCUACGAUGUUUUUCACGCCUCCGCAAACGAGGGCUAGAGCUUCGUCCCGGGGGAAAGCUACGAUCUCCUUCCUCCUCCUCCUCUUCCUCCUCGUCCUACGUCCGCCAUGCCUAAUCUAAGGCUCGACUCCUGCCUGUCCUCGUUCGUUCGGAAUGGCCAGUGUGCAAGUGGGAAACAGCAACCCGCGGUAUCAUAACUAACGGUAUGAGAUCGCUAGACACGCUUGCACCGUAGCCGAGCAUACGGCAACAGAAAGUCAUAGUUCUCGUGAUCGAACCAGUGCUGCACCACUUAAUUGCCACACCACAUUCAAGGAACAAGUACAAGCUCACCGCCAGGUACCGGCUUCAGGGUGAAAAGUACACUUCAGCUGAAGCCGUCCGUCAUCUCCAAUUAUUGCAGAGUAGUCUCAGACUCUUGACCCCGAGCCCUGAGUCCUCGACACACGCCAAGCCACGCCAUCUAGAGCGUAAAUCGGUCUACUAUGAACCUCUAACCCGAAAGGGAGAGCUCGUAAAACCCCAGAAACCACACAACUGCUAGUAAU
Molecule: messenger RNA, 2570 nt
Organism: Marchantia polymorpha subsp. ruderalis
Lineage: Eukaryota; Viridiplantae; Streptophyta; Marchantiopsida; Marchantiales; Marchantiaceae
Source: the annotation of a GenBank genome assembly